GCUACAAAAGUUGUCGCUACUUUGGCUUGAGUCAUUAACUGAAGACUGUCAACUCACCUUUGCAUUCCUUAAUUUACACACCUGUAUAGAUCUAAUAUAUAACUAUAUAUACAGCACCAUAUAUUUCCAUUCUUUAAUAUAUACCAUUCUUUAAUAUACACACCUGUAUAGAUCUAAUAUAUAACUAUAUACACAGCACCGUAUAUUUCCAUAUAUAUAUAUAUAUAUAACAUCAUGGUUCUUAACGUUGACUACAACUACCUGGGUUCCAGUGGCAUGAAAGUUUCCAACAUAUGUUUUGGCACCAUGACAUUCGGUUCUACAACUGAAAGAACUAAUCGCCCAGGUCAGUUGGACCCCACAGGUUCAUAUCAACUCCUUGAUCAUUUUGCCGAAUGUGGUGGCAACUUCAUAGACACAGCAGAUGUCUACACUGACCGUCAGUCGGAGACAAUUGUUGGUAAUUGGCUCAGCAGUAAAGAGAGGAGCAGGUAUGUUAUUGCCACUAAGGUCCGGUUCAACAACAACCCCAAAGAUCCGACCGACGUCAACGCUGUUGGACUCAGUCGUAAACACAUUGUGGCUGGCUUGGAGAAGAGUCUUGAGUGUCUGCAGACCAAUUAUGUGGACCUUUAUCAGGCUCAUUGUUGGGACAGUGGUACACCAAUCAAGGAAACCCUUUUGACCUUCCACGAUUUACAAAGAGCUGGCAAGAUCCAUCAUAUUGGUGUAAGCAAUUUCUGUGGCUGGCAGCUACAGAAAACGGUUGAUCUGGCCAACCACAUCGGUAUGUCAUCAAUUCUUACUCUUCAGCAACAGUACAGUCUCAUGGAGAGAAAUGCUGAGUUUGAAGAAUUCCAAGUGUGCCAAAAUGAUGGAAUAUCCAUUUUACCGUGGAGUCCCCUGAAAGGUGGUUUCCUCUCUGGUAAAUUCAAAAGAACUGAAGCCCCUUCAGCAGAAACAAGGAUCGGGUAUACAGCUCUGGAUGAGAAAAAUCGGACUCUUGAAAUCCAGCCUGGAUGGUCCGCAUUACAAUCCAGAGACGAUGUUUGGCUCCUUCUUGACGCCAUGACAAAAAUUGCACAAAAUCACAAUAAAAGUGUGGCACAAGUUGCCAUUCGGUGGCUCCUUCAGAGAAAGAUGGUGGCAUCAGUUAUCUUCGGUGCUAAAACUAUGAACCAACUUGAUGACAAUAUUGGGGCUUCCAGUGGCUGGGAACUGACAUGUGAAGAGAUGGAGACACUGAAUGAUUUAUCGGCCCCUGUGAAAAAAUAUCCGCAUACCGUCAAUGCUAAGUUUAAUGCUAUGCGCCUGAAGUAACACAGCUAUCACUAUACAUUUCACAUGUGUUAUAUACACCACAUUGUGGGUGUAUACACACUAUCCCAUGGAUGUAUACAUAUACAAAUGCAAACACAUACACAGUAUACCACAGAAGUACAUAUGCAUAUCUAUCUAUCUAUCUUUAGUUUGAUUUGAAAACCCCACUAGAAUGGGAGAA
Molecule: messenger RNA, 1501 nt
Organism: Octopus sinensis (East Asian common octopus)
Lineage: Eukaryota; Metazoa; Mollusca; Cephalopoda; Octopoda; Octopodidae
Product: 1-deoxyxylulose-5-phosphate synthase YajO-like
Exons: 8
Coding region: 235-1320 (361 amino acids)
Molecular function (GO): oxidoreductase activity
Source: RefSeq, a predicted model, not a curated record